Molecule: messenger RNA, 7098 nt
Organism: Penicillium bovifimosum
Lineage: Eukaryota; Fungi; Ascomycota; Eurotiomycetes; Eurotiales; Aspergillaceae
Gene: nrps7
Product: putative nonribosomal peptide synthase
Exons: 1
Coding region: 1-7098 (2365 amino acids)
Biological process (GO): secondary metabolite biosynthetic process; amino acid activation for nonribosomal peptide biosynthetic process
Cellular component (GO): cytoplasm
Molecular function (GO): phosphopantetheine binding; catalytic activity
Source: RefSeq, a predicted model, not a curated record
AUGAUUUCGUAUGCUGGUAGUGGUGAAGAGCCUCCCCAGGGCAAGCUUCUCAAUGUACACGUGGAGGCGUUGAAUGACGUCGAUAUCGCAAAUGAGUACUGGGAAGAGCUCUUUCACCAAGCCGGACCCCAACGGCGUUUACCAUGCUUUCCCAUCGAAUACCAACAGCCUCGCUGCAAGUCGACACUCACUAUUCCCGAUGCGCUGUUUGAGGCUACUCUUUGGUUCUGCAAGAAGUACAAUGUUUGUCUUCACCAUGUGUUUUAUGGCGUAUGGGCUAUCGUAUCUGCGCGUCAUAUGGCAGAUGGCCAGCGCACAACCGUUUUCGCCGUGGCUGACCGGGAUCGCCCAAACCCCGGUCAAGAUGAAGAGAUCGGAGUGCUAGACCACGACUUUCCUCUGGUUCUCCAGCUUCCCCAGGAUAUGGAGGUUCUAUCGUGGAUUCGCCACGUUGGAACGGUUAGCACUGAAGCGUCCUCCCAUGCACACAUUGGUUACAAAAACAUCCUUGCGAAAGCCUCGGCACACGAUCCCCAGGUCAAAAUUUCCAUCAGCUUGCCAGGGAAUGGCCAAGAAGCCGUUGACGCUGGAGAUGAAUUCUUUCCGCUCGUCCUCAAUAUCCGUAUCUCAACAAGCCUCAAAUUCAGUCUAUGGCACAACUCGACCGUUCCCGAGAGGGACAUUCGCGUGCUACUGGACCAUGUCGCGUCUACACUGCAAGAGACGAUGGACAGCUAUCAUCACUCAAACAUCUCGGAGUUCCAGAUCACGUCACCAACGGAGAAGCAACUACUUCAAGAAUAUGCAAACAACAGCGGCUUGAUGCAUCGCCUGAUCGAACAACAAGCUAAACUAACACCGGAUGCCGAGGCAGUGCAGUUUGAACAGGAUCAACCACUCAAGUUUUCAAAGCUAAACGCUCUGUCAAAUCAAUUAGCCCGACGGAUACGAUCAUUGGGAGCUCCCAUUGUACCGGUACAUAUGCACACAUCAGUCAACUUCAUUGUCGCACUAUUGGCCAUCUUGAAAGCCGGUGCUGCGUACGUUAUUUUGGAUCCGAAUGCCGGAGCAGCGCGCCGGUCCUACAUCAUCAAGGACGUUCAGGCGGAUUUCAUCUUGGUGGACGACAACACAGCAGGCGAGUUUUAUAAGGAGUUCAACGUCGGUGAUCUACUCGCGCAGUCAACGGGCUAUGAUGAAGGUGACCUCGUGACGGAUCAGCGUGUUAGUGACCUUGCAUACAUCAUCUACACAUCCGGUUCUAGUGGGAACCCCAAGGCAGUACAGCUUGAGCACCAAGCCGCGUUCAAUGGCCUGAAGGCUUUCCCCAGGAUUGCAAAUCUCCGUCAACUGCUCUUCUAUAACCCUGUCUUUUCAGCGGCGCAGAGAUCGAUUUGGGCGACUCUGAGUGUAGGUGGCUGUCUGUGCCUGGCCUCCAAGGAGAAUAUCACAGUGCAUUUGGCGACGACAAUCAACACCAUGCAAAUCAACUCAAUUGAUAUGACCUCAACAACCGCAACACUGGUCUCACCUGAUGAAGUGCCCCUUCUCCAACGACUAGUGCUGGGUGGUGAGAUGGUCAGUUCGACUGUGAUCCAGAGAUGGGCACAUCGAGUGGAGCUCUUUUCGUCCUACGGCCUCAGCGAAUGCACACAACUCAAUUGGCGUUGCAGAUUAUCAAGUGAUUCCAAUCCUCGGAAUAUUGGACAACCUUCUGACACAACGACAUCAUACAUUCUCAUCCCUGGAACCGUCAAGCUCUCACCUCUACUCGUCCCUGGCGAGUUAUGUCUUGGAGGCGCACAGCUUGCGAGAGGGUAUUUGAAUCUCCCAGAAGAAACAAAUAAGCGCUUUAUCGACAACCCAUUUGGCCAUGGCAGACUCUACCGGACAGGCGACAUGGCGGUUCGUCACGCCGACGGGUCCAUAGAAAUGCUGGGACGGAUCGAUUUCCAAGUCAAAAUCAAUGGACAGAGAAUUGAUCCCGGCGAGCCGAACUCGGUGAUCCAAGCGCAUGAGGAUGUUGAACAAUCCGCAGUGGUUCCGGUUUCUGUGAAAGGGAAGAUGCUUCUUGUCGGUGUCAUUGUCAGUCGUACUGAGUGCGAGUGGGAUCCUCUUGUCGAAAGUCUUCGCUCAUUCCUCCAAUCGAGAAUACCUUCUUACAUGGUACCGAGUUUCUGGGUCUCCAUUCCUGCAAUGCCACGCAAUGCCAAUGGCAAGAUUGAUAUGCAAGCGGUCCGAGUUAUUGUUGAGCGCCUGCGCGAUUCAGGACAGUUAUUGCCGCAUCGUUCCAAGACCGAAACAGAUGCCAGCGCACUCACUCAGGACGAGCAUAUAGUGAGAAAGCUCUGGGCAGAGCUUUUGUCAAUGCCAGAGUCAGAUAUUUCCCUGGGUGACUCAUUCGUUUCGUUGGGCGGCACAUCGCUUGAAGCCAUCCAGGUUGUGUCAAGGCUUCGAUCUGAGCAUUCUCUAAACUUGAAGGUCGAUGAGAUUAUUCUUGGCACCUCGCUCUCUGCUGUUGCUCGCCUUGCCGAGAAGCUAGACGAAGGGAUCAGCAUGGUAGAUCGAUCAACUCCAUUUGCACUUCUUCGUGAACCUCUUUCCUCGGCAGAUCUGAACAUCGAACUUUCAGAGAUCGAAGACGCUUAUCCAGUCACACCUUUCCAAGAAGCAGCCAUCGCAAACACGGUCAUGGGUGACAACAGCUACAUCUAUAGCCGUUCUUACAGCUUUGAAGGACAUGAUGUGGCUUUGGUGAAAGCGUCACUGGACUCCCUGGCAAAGUCUCAUGCUCUUCUUCGGACAACCUUCGUCGCAAAAGGGGUGUCAUUUCUACAGGUGGUCAAGAAGGCCGUGGAACUGCCGUGGGGAGCCUCUACAUUGAAUGUCAGAGAUUUUAUGGAACACGGAGCAUCAGAUCUGAUGUAUCCUGGCGAUCUUUGGUGGAGGGCAACUGUCCUGCCGGGGAACAUUCUAGUCCUCACCACUCAUCAUGCUCUCUUCGAUUACUGGUCCAACGAAUUCUUUUCGCAAGAUCUCACAUCUCUCUUACUUGGAACUCAACCAAUUCAGCGACCUUCAUAUAGACGUUAUGUCGAGCAUUUGCAGCAAUAUGACGAUAAUGCCAUGGCGGCAUUUUGGAGCAAUUAUCUCGAUGGAGCCAAGCCUAGUCCACUUGGGCCCUCUGGAAGUCCUGAGAGCGCAGUCACAGCCAACCUCAACUUCGAUUUCCAAAGUAUCGCUUCCAAGCUCGGCAUUACACCAAGUGUGCUGUUGUAUGCUGCUUGGUCGGUUGUUCUGUCUAUUGCUGGCUCUACUGAUGAUGUCGUCUUUGGUGUCACACUGUCCGGGCGAGAUGCCCCAGUUCCAGGUAUCCUUGAGAUGACUGGGCCUACUCUCAUGAUUGCUCCACUCAGAGUCAAAGUCAACAAAGCGCAAUCUUUCAAAGCUCAUCUGAAGAGUGUGCAAGACAAUCUCUGGGGUAUCGCGAAGAAUGCUCAGUACGGGUUACGCCGCAUACUCAAAACAACCGGACAACCAAAAGACCUCGUGGGAUCCAUGGUGAACUUCUUGAUCAAACCCCCCGUGUCUCGGCCGGCUGGAGGAUUAGCGUUGCUGUCAGAGAAGAACCUUGGUUCAGUUGAAAAUGUCAAGAUUGAGAUCAACAAAGAAAGUAUGGAUUGCGUGACUUUGGUCUCUUCGCUUGAUAGAGAAUUCGCCCAGGCUCUUGUUGACACGGUUGCGAUUGUUCUGGAAUCAGCAUCAUCUGCGCCACUUACGGAAAUCGGACAUUGGAAUUUGGUGCAACCAAUAACCGAAUCCGCAGGCGAUCUGGAAUCCGCAGGUGAUCUUGUAUCCGAGGAUCCUCAUUCCAAGCUCAUGGAGGGCCUACAAAACCAAGCGGAGAACGUCUUGGUUGGGUCCGAUGAAGGGGACCGACUUCAGACACCGAGCAGAGAGCAUCUCGAAUUGGCACAUGCAGCAUUUCAGAGGAUGGCUGCAUCUCAUCCAGCUAAGAUAGCCGUGCAAGAUGCGUCAGGGAAUCAGAUCACAUACGCUGGAUUGGCUAUCAAGGCCAAUCAACUCGCUGGCUUAUUGAGAGCUAAGGGUAUCCAACUUGAGCAAAUUGUUCCCAUCAUGUUUGAAAAGUCUAUCAACACCGUCGUGGCCGAGUUUGGAAUCCUAGUCGCUGGCGGUGCCUUCUUGCCUCUCGGACCAGAGAACCCCCGGGAAAGAAACUUGGGAAUUCUCGAUGACUUGGAAGGCAAAAUUGCUAUCGCAGAUCGAGCCAACGCCGCUUUCUUUGCGGAGGCUGCCUUCGAAGUCAUUGUGCUCGAUGAUCUGGAAUGGGAUACCAUGCCAAUCGAGAGACAUGAUGUGCCCGGCCUGACGCCCGACAGCCUCGCAUAUGUUAUCUACACCUCUGGCAGCACUGGAAAGCCGAAGGGAACGCUUUUGACGCACGGGGGUGUCUCAGUGGCGGCCCAGGCAAUCAAUGAAGCAACGAAGACAGAGAUUUCGCACAGGUUUUUAUGGGUUCCAAACUAUACCUUUGACGGUUCUCUUGACACGCUGUUCACAGCGCUCUCCAGUGGAUGUACACUGUGUGUUGCUCCACAGAGCGUUAUCGCAUCCAACCUCACCGGAUUGAUCAAUUCAAUGCAGGUCAACCGAGCCAAUAUGACACCUUCGAUGACCGCACUCAUCAAUCCGGCGGAAGUUCCGACUUUUGAGAUUCUGAUCACCGGAGGAGAAGCCAUCACUCCGCAGGUGUUGGCCGCAUGGAUGCCGCGCGUGAAGAUCUAUAACGCAUACGGACCGACUGAGGCAACCAUUUCUAUCACUACCACGCCUGUUCAUCCAGAGAUGAAUCUGCGUAAUGUCGGUAGACCUUUCAAGAGCGUCACUGCCCUGGUCCUUGAUCCCGAGACAAUGGACGCAGUGCCUAAUGGCAGCGUCGGUGAGCUUUGCCUCUCGGGUCCGCAGGUGGCGAGGGGGUACUUGAAACGCCCUGACGCCACGGAGCGCGCAUUUGUUGACAGGCCCGAGGGAAGGGUCUAUCGCACUGGAGAUCUUGCAAGGAUAUUACCCAAUGGUGAUAUUGAAUUGUUCGGACGCAAAGAUGACCAAGUCAAGAUCAACGGUUACCGAAUUGAAUUGGGCGAGAUUGAAAGUGUUGUCAUGAGAACCAGCAUGUUUGAUGCGUGCAUUGUCAUCUGCCCAACGGUUUUGAAGAAAAAACAACUUGUUGCAUUUUAUUCGAAAUCUGUUGGAGAAACAAGGGAAGCGAGGUCGGAAACAGACCUGCUUCUGCCCCCUGGACAACUGCUUGAUUUUGAUCAGCUCAAGGGCCAACUCACCACUAUACCGAGCUACAUGAUUCCCACUAUUUGGCUCCCUGUGAACAAGUUCCCAUUCUCAGUUGCUGGAAAAGUCGACAGGAAGCGUUUGCAAGCUCUGGUUGAAGGUAUGGCUGACGAUUUACUCAAACAAUACCUACCCAAGGAAGUGAAAUCAGUCAUCACCACCGAGACGGAGCUCAAGCUACAGGCAAUGUGGUCGGAGCUUUUUGGAACAUCGACAGACCAGAUCCACGCCAAUUCCUCGUUCCAUGCUUUGGGUGGAGACUCCAUCUCUGCUCUGAACCUUGUCAGCAUGCUCCGUCGGCAAGGGUACGAGACCAAAGUCAGCGAUAUCUUGUCAAACAAUACAUUGAGGCAACAAGCAGCAUUACUGGAGGAAAGCAUCGAACCAGAUACUACGUUGGUUACGCAGCAGAUUCAGUACGAGGCAUCUGACGCAGUGUGGAAGCGACUGUCCCAGAUUGGCGUUCCGAAAGACGAAAUUGAAGACAUUUACCCUUGCAGUCCUGGCCAGAUUGAAUUCUUGACUCAAGGGAAAAAACAACAGCAGUUCUGGCAACUCAUGGCCGUUAGAGAGCUGCCCAAUGACUUUGACUUCGAUCGCUGGAUACAACUCACGACCCAACUCACGCAAAACAGCCAGAUCUUGCGUGCUUUGUAUGUAUACGCCGAAGAAGGCAACGUGCAGACGGCUCUCCAAGUUGUGCUCAAGUCUCCAACACUCAACCUACGGUACAAGUCAUUCGAUACCGAAGAGGAGAAGCAACAAAUAUUGGCAGCGGAGUGGGAAGAACUCUUUGACCCGAGUAAGCCGUUUGUCAGAUACACAUGUCUUGUCAACACGGGAGAUGGCACCAAGCACCUUGUCAUCAAGCUCGAUCAUGCUUCGUAUGACGGAACACUUUUACACAUAUUUGAUGACCAGUUCAAAGCCCUGAACAAAGACUUGGCGAUUCCGAAGCAUACACCCUUCAAGGACUUUAUUGGCCAUAUUCUUUCGACGCCAAAAAAACCUCAGCUUGAUUACUGGGUGCAUCUACUCGAAGACAAAACCUUUGAUUUCCCUUCCCAUGUGGCCCACCCUCAGAUCUCAAAAACCGAGAUGGCCAAAGUCAGCACUUCUGUUGGCAUUGACGAUCUUGCCAGUUCCAGUGGUGUCACCGUUCCAAUUGUCUUCCAGACUGCCUUUUCUCUUUUAUUGGCACACAUCACCGGGACCCACGAUGUCAUCUACGACAAUCUGAUCACUGGACGCAACGUACCCCUGGACAAUCCCCAACUCAUUGAUGGGAACUGUGCAAACUUCCUACCUUUCCUCGGCCAUCUAGCCGAAGACCAGCCCAUCGAGUCAUUACUCAAAGAGACACAAGCGGCUUUCUGGACCUCAACGGAAAAUGGGCUCGUAUCGCUUGGCGAAAUCUACAAUGCCCUAGGACGUGAUCGCUCUACGUCGGCCGCCAAGUGUCUCUUUUGCUUCCAGCCCUUUGAGGCCGCGCCAACCAAGCAGGAUCCUAUGCGCUGGAUCGUUAUGAAGAUGAGUAAGAAUACUAUGUUCUUCAAUUACGCCAUUCAGUUGGAGGUCGUCAGGACUGCCACAAAGGGUGAAUACAUGAUCCGGUUUGGAUAUGAUGGAAGGGCGUUUACGGAUGAGGAGGCGAGAGUGGCCUUGGACUGGUAUAUUGGGUGCUUGGGUGGAAUGGCGACAAGAACUUUCCUUAAGGAGUUGGGAAUGUAA